ACCUACCUGUGCGAUGGUUUACUGCCGUCCAAAGUACUGUUUGAGUGUUAGACGGGUUCGCAUCAAAGUACCAGCAUUUCAGCUCGUCGUCGGGUUCCAACAGGGGUUUUCUUGAGCGCGACAGGGAACGAUGGAAGGACAAACCCAAACCAUUCCGGAAUUCUACAAGGGGAAGAACAUUUUUAUAACCGGAGCUACCGGCUUUGUGGGCAUCAGCCUGCUAGAGAAGAUACUGAGCGACACGCCCGAGCAUGGAAACAUCUACAUCUUGGUGAGACCGAAGAAGGGCCAGUCCAUUGAGGAUCGGCUCGCUGUGCUGAAGAAAAACUCAGUUUUUGAAACGUUGCUAUCACAGAGAGCCACUGAGUCUGUCGAUCAGAUUUUUGAAAAAGUGAUUCCUGUUGCUGGCGACGUUGGCCAGGACAAUUUGGGGCUCUCUGACUCCGAUCUCCAAACGCUAAAAGAAAAAGUUAAUGUGAUUUUCCACAGUGCUGCCACGUUGGAUUUUGGAGAUACUCUGAGGACUACUAUUGAUAUUAAUUUAUUGGGAACCCGACGCGUGACGGAAUUAGCCAAACAAUGCCGGAACCUGAAGGUUCUCAUCCAUGUGAGCAGUGCCUACGUUAACUCAUUCAUGCUCUCCACCGAGGAGGUGUUAUACCCGGUGACGAAAGACGCAGAUGAGCUGCUAAAGUUGGCGGAGAGCCUAAGUGGCGAGCAGCUGGAGGAGAAGACCCCAGAAAUCCUGGGCGAGCAUCCAAACACUUACACCUACACCAAGCAACUGGCCGAGUACGAGGUGAAGAAAUGCGAAAAGCUCUUCCCAUGCACCAUCGUGCGCCCAUCAAUGAUUGUCGGGGCGUGGAAGCGACCGGUGCCUGGUUGGACGAUCAGCAAGAACGGCCCUCAAGGGUUCAUUUUGGGCGCCUCCAAAGGAGUGAUUCGUCGAUUGCCCUUGGGAAAAGACUUGAUUUAUGACUAUAUUCCAGUGGACGUAGUGGUAAACACCCUGAUGGUGGCCGGGUAUCGGGCAGGCGUAACUCGACCGGAGGAAUUGGCCAUCUACCAUUGCACUUCAAGCACCCGAAUGCCGUUUAGAUGGGCCGAGGUGGAGAAUUUGGUGAAUAGCAGCCUGCACAAGUAUCCGCUCAUAUCGGCCGUUUGGUGGCCCCGAUUGAAGUUCGUCAACUCCAUCACCUACUAUCGGAUUUGCUCGUUUUUCGUCCACAUUCUCCCGGCUCUUAUUCUGGACAAUGUCACCAGACUGUCCGGAGGACGCCCCAUCCUAAUGAAACUGCAUAGGAACGUGAACAGCUCGCUAGGGCGGCUCGAGCGAUUCAUCUUCACAGAAUGGGAAUUUAAGAGCGCAAAAACUGAAGAACUAAGCAAUCUUUUAACGGAAGAGACCCGCUCCAAGUUCUACGUGGAUUUAAGCGACUUGUCCUGGAGCGAUUUCUUUGAAAAGCUGGUCUUUGGUGCCAGGAUCUACCUAUCGAAGGACCCGGAAAAGACACUCAAAGCCGCGAAAACCAAAGACAAAAUCCUCCUUGGAGCGCACAUCUGCUUGAAAUUGGGGGUGAUCAGCUUUAUAUGGUUUGUACUGUCCCGAAUCUUCAAUGUAACCAUGUGGCGAUCGCCCUACUUUCUACUAGCGGGGAUGGCUUUCGAAUAUCUAAUUUAGGUAACAACCGGGUUGGUACCAGCUAGCAAAAGCAUUUAUUUUUUACCAAAUAUUCUCGGGAAAUUGUUAUAUCAAACUAGCAAGAGCGUUCUUAAAUAGUGUAGAUGAUUAAAAGUCUAAAUGAGUUUAGCGUAAACAUCUCGGUUUAUGUAUAAAACUGUUAAUUUAGUGCUUGAAUUUCCACGUUAUUAAAACAUUAAACAUU
Dendroctonus ponderosae (mountain pine beetle) is the source of this 1886-nucleotide messenger RNA. RefSeq names its product putative fatty acyl-CoA reductase CG8306. Gene Ontology annotation, cellular component: peroxisome. Gene Ontology annotation, molecular function: alcohol-forming very long-chain fatty acyl-CoA reductase (NADP+) activity. Gene Ontology annotation, biological process: long-chain fatty-acyl-CoA metabolic process. The transcript has 9 exons. NCBI's taxonomy places the organism in Eukaryota, Metazoa, Arthropoda, Insecta, Coleoptera, Curculionidae. The record is from RefSeq and is a predicted model, not a curated record. Bases 131 to 1681 code for a protein of 516 amino acids.